Molecule: messenger RNA, 6939 nt
Organism: Eupeodes corollae
Lineage: Eukaryota; Metazoa; Arthropoda; Insecta; Diptera; Syrphidae
Gene: Ppcs
Product: phosphopantothenate--cysteine ligase
Exons: 5
Coding region: 469-1413 (314 amino acids)
Biological process (GO): coenzyme A biosynthetic process
Cellular component (GO): nucleus; cytoplasm
Molecular function (GO): phosphopantothenate--cysteine ligase activity
Source: RefSeq, a predicted model, not a curated record
UCAUUUCGUUUCUAACAUCUGAACGGAGUGGUUGUGUUUUUAAUUUUUGUCUUGCCGCUCUCUUAUCAGAUUUUAUUCUAUUGAUACUGAAAACUUAAACUGAACUGUUGCAGUAAAUUCUCAUAAUUUAAUUUUGCCCUUUGUGUCUAAGUCUAAUUUUUACUUCUUUCCUGACUUAUAUAAUGUUUUUCUAAUAAACAAUAUAAAAAUAUAAAACAAAUCUAAAACAUUGUAAACUUAGAAAGAACCAAAACAAAAAACAUUCUUCUGUGAAAGUUUAAAACAUUUAAUUUUUAUAAAUAGCUAGGUAGUUGUUUUUUUGUUUGUUUUUUGUUCUCAAGUGAAAUUUCCAUUCAUCUUUAGUUGAGUGCCCUUUCGCAAUUAGACUAAUUGGAUUUCUUUUGCACACUUUUUUAUUUUAUUGUUGUUGUUGUACACUACCCUACCUACUACAGCAAUUAAGAUAAGAUGACGUCGACUCAUUGGGAAGAGUUCUAUGCGAAGCAUCUUCCACCAGCUGACUUCGAGGAUAAUCGAUCUCUACUCAAGGAAUUUUGUGACCGUCAUAAUAAACUACAAAAUCGAAUUGUCCUAGUUACGUCUGGUGGCACAACUGUCCCUCUGGAACAUAAUACCGUACGUUUUGUGGACAAUUUUAGUGCGGGGACACGUGGCUCCUCGUCAGCGGAAUAUUUCCUCGACCAUGAAUACGCUGUGAUUUUUAUGUACCGUCAAAAAUCACUAGAACCAUUUACGCGUCACUUCACGGGUCAGCAAUUUUUCGAUAUGUUAGACAUCACGGACGAUGCACGAGGCACAGCGAUAACAGUGAAACCAGACUCCGUAGAUGUGUUCGCACCAAUCCUGGCCAAGUACAAAAAUGCCCGCGAAUCCCAAAUGAUUUUGUACGUUAGUUUUACGAGUGUUGUAGAUUAUAUGUGGCUUCUAAGAGCUGCAUGCGAGUGCCUAGCUGCUUUUGAACAUAGGGCUGUUCUUUACCUGGCAGCAGCUGUAUCUGACUUUUACAUUCCACAAGAUAAAAUGCCAACUCAUAAAAUGCAAUCGGGAGAAGGAGAACCAACAAUAUCCCUACAAUUGGUGCCUAAAAUGCUUGCACCAUUGGCUAACUUAUGGGUACCACAUGCAUUUGUAGUUUCCUUUAAACUCGAGACUGACGAGAGUCUAUUGAUAGUCAAGUCACGAGAUAGUCUCAAUAAAUAUAAACACAAACUAGUUAUUGCCAAUAUACUACAAACACGUAAGCAUCGUGUAGUAUUUGUAACACCAACCACAUCCUAUGAAGUGCAUUUAACACGCGAACAAGGCUUAGCCGGACUGGAAAUCGAAGAACCAAUUGUGGCUGAUGUUGUUCAGAAACAUAGCGAAUUCAUUGCCUCAAUAAAUCGACAAUGACCAAUGUCGAUGCGUCAAAGGCGUACCAUCCAAGUUGACUGUCGUGUAACUACUCCUCACUUUUGCCGUCUACUUAAUCCAGGUCAUGGUAUGGGUCGUAAGUACUAGACCUAAGUUAUUUAUAGAUUUCCAAACAACAACAAAUAAUCAAAACAAGAAAUGGCUUCCCGCAUUUUAAGCAAACAAAAAGAAAAUGUGAUGACUAAAACAAAAAUAGAAGGCAAAUAAAAAAUUAAGCCACAAACUACCAAAAAGUUUUGAUAACUCUGUUGAAAGCUAUGAUCAAACAUCACAAAACUCCAACAACAAUAUAAAUUAAUAUAAAUAUUUAUAGAUAUAUUUUUUAAUUUAAGUACAUUUUUUUUUUGCUAAAACAAUAAUAAAAUGGAUAUAAAGGGUAUUUGUAGUUUUACAUAAAAAGAAUUUAAAACAUUAAAAAAAAGAUUAAAAAAAGAUACAAAACAAAUUAGACCAAUUUCGAUUAAUAAACAAAUGCGUAAUGAUAAAUGUAUAAUUUUAAUAAUAAUACAAAAAAUCGCCAAAAAUAUAAGAAAAACAAACAAAGAAAGCGAGAGUAAAAUGAAACGAUAAAUAUUAUAAUUAAAACAAAAACAUUUAAAAAAAAACACCAAAACAUUUACAAUAUUUUCGAAGGUAUUAAAAUAUAAAACAAAAAGAAGAAACAAAAACUCUAUACAAACUUUUACCCCUGCUAUUUGUAUUGAUAUUACUAACGACUGAAUGUGAUUUCAAAUUGAAUAACAAAACAAAAAGAUAGAUAUUGAAAAAUUUAUUAUACUUAAUAAUUAUUAACUUUACAUAAAGAAUGUGAAUCAAUAAUGUUUUUGUUUGAUAUUAUUGAAGAAAUAUGUUUUUUCUAAAUUCAUAUUAUUUGCUUAUCCUGCAACCAAUUGUUAAAUUUAUAAUUAAGUCCUAAUUGUUAUUAAUGGUUUUUAGGAGUUUGGGGUACUUGUCUUUAUUACCGAUGUCGUUUAAGGGGUUAGGCCACCCUAGGGGCCGGUGGAAAUUAGGGUUUUUAAAGCAACAAGUACUGUAAUUUUGAAAUUUUGAAAUCUUAAUGAGUUAAUGAUUUGUUUGGAUGUACUGCGAGAAAAGUACGUAGGGUUUUUGACCAAAUGGCGCACUUCUUAAGUGACAAGUGCGUCUUCAAAAUCGACACAUAAUUGCUAACAACAAAUUAAGUACGCAAUGUAAAAGCAAACUAUACGCACUUCGAUGUUAAAUUAACCUUCAAAAAUAUAUUCCAGGGUAUAGGUCCGGCACACUUAAAAAAGGCAAUUUUGAGCUAAAUUCGUUUUGAAAAGUUUUGAAUAGUAGAAAUCAUGAGUAGUUUUGCAAUACCUUUAAUUCACACGGAAUUAAUUUCUAUGAUCCUUGGGAACAAUUCAAGAUUAAAAAAUUGAUUUUUCGAAAAUUCUAUGGUGGCCUAACCGCUUCGGAAAUUUGUAGUUUUGGACAAGGCAAAUUUAAAAAUAAGGAAUACAGUUAAGUAAAGAGAAUACCUAUUAUGAAGUCCAUAGAUACAAAUUUUGUUAUUACAUUAGCUCUUGUGUCUUUCACAGUACUUUGAUUUACGCGAUCGAUGAGCUCAUUCUUCCAGAAUUUCGACUUCAAACGCUUCCAGUCCUCCCAAAUUAAGAUGUCAGAAACGUGUUGUUUACAAUUUUAGCUUAACUUCGGAGAAUCGAAAGACUAACGAUAACGCUCAAGUGGUAAAUAUUGAUGAGUAUUCCCGAUAAAUUUAGUGAUCGUUUAGUUGAUGAAUAUAUUUACUUGUUGACUUCUGAGUAAUGGUCCACGGCAUCCUAUCCCAUCUAAUAUUUGUAGAUUAUUCAAAUUAUUCGGAAUCUCGCUAAAUUUGCUUCUUCAGCCGAGGUUUUCAGACUUGUUAGAGUGCUUCGCUAGCACUAAUUAACACUUGCACCACUCGAUUUAGUUUUGCUUCUCUCUCAGAAUUACAAAUCGGAACAUUAUAUUUUUUUAUUAUAAUAUUUAAAAUGCAGAAAAUGCUUUAAAAACACCGGUGAGGGAAGUCUUAGGCUAUACAAAGUUACACUGAUGAAUAAGAACUAGAAUAACUAAAAAAUAAUAUACCUAAUAGUAUUUACUAAUCCAACAAUUUGUUUUUAAAGAUGAUAGACCGCAAAAGACCUCCAAGCUCAAAAAAAUGUUCAUUGCAUCCUAAAGGAUCGCUUUAAUUAUUGUCAUUAUGGACUGCUCCAAUUCAGUCAAAUUCGUUUUGUACACUUCCAGCUUGACUUACAAAAAGGCCUGGUGCAGUCAAGUCAGGUGACCUUUGUGUGGGAAUUUUCAUUGGAGUUCCACCAUAACUGGUCUAGCUAUAUAUGCAGUUGCUUUAUUUUGCUAAAACCAAAUGCUGUUCAUUCAAUCAUUCAACAUCUUUAAAUAAGGGUUCCCAUUGACAAUUACUGUAACACCGUUUACUUCAAGGAACUACAAUACACCUUACAUAGCACACAGUUACUUGUUCUAGAUGAAGUUUUGUCUAAUUUAGUAUUUCUUCUUUCGUCUUAAAGUAUCUGCUGUAAUGAACGCCUUAUUACCUCUAUUUUGCUCAGACAAAUUUCGGGUGGUGAUGAAUUGAAAACGCAAAACUAUAUCUAAGCAAAAGUUUAUUUUAAUAAAAGAAAAAAAAAAGAAUGAUUUGCGUAAGAAGUUUAUAGACAAAAAGAAUGAAGUGAAUAUUCAGUCGUUUGGAAUUCAAAAAGUAAUAUUAUUACCAAAUAUAAUAUAAAUGUUAAUUGUUCUGUCACUGGCAGGGCAUUGCCAGAGCGCUGGUUUAUAUUUCUUUUAGCUCUAACAGGAUUUGCCAAUUUUCCUGAAUCCGAACAUUUGAAUCUCGAUGGUACAGUCCUCGUGCGAUUCUUCCAGAUUCGGCAAACAUGAUCAUAAUUGUCCAUUUACACGGGGUAGUACCGCCAAACUCCUGCCUAAAUUCCAUUAGAAAUGACUGGCUGCAAAGCAUGGUACCGUUGCAAUUUCCAAAAUCUUUUUUUUUCAGUAUCUCAAGCAUUCACUUUGAUAAAUCUGAAUAGUAACCUGCAAAAUAAAAAACAAAACGAUUAAUCACACAAAAAAGAGUUAUAAUGUUUUAUUUCAGUAGCACGAUUGUAUUUUGUACCGUAGUGUUAUUAAUUUCAUUAUAACAAUGUUAUUUAUUUGUCAAAUUAGAAAAACUUUAAAUUAUACAAAGUGUUCACUUUCAAUUCGAAUGAAUCGGAGCAGACUCGUCGUUAAUUCAAUUUUGACACUUAGUUCUGUUUGUUCGCUUAAGGCGACAUCUGAUUGUCUUUUGAUUGUAGUUAAAAGCUAAAGCUGUAGUGCCACCUUUCUAAAACUAAAUCAACAACAAACUACAUGAUUUAAAAUUUUACUGCAAUGUAAAUACCGUGUUAACAGUUUAAAGAAGACCUCCUCAUUGAACGACCAAUCUUCAACCCAUAUCCUUAUAACUUUUUGAAAAUCCGCAUGUUUCCAUCUGAAAACAGAAAGUCAAGUUAAAGAUUCACUAAAGUGACUGUAUUUCCAUGUGUACAGUAAUGAUAAGGAGGGUCCUGGUCUUGACUUGUACUGAUUCGAAAGGCAAAAGGAACACCAAUUAGUCUUCUUUCGGGUUUUGUUUUACAAAUGAAUAAAUCAGCAACACAUUUAAUAAAUUAUGUUCUGCUCAAUUAUUUGGAACUGUUGUCCAAUCUUCUGCAUUGUCAAUUAUGGCCUGGCACCACCGUUGGGGCGUUCUUUCCACUAGUUUUUCUGCAUAUUCUACCGGAAAAUACGUCCAAAUAUUCCGAAUUUUUCGAGAAAGUUGAUCUAAAUUACAUGGCUUGCGUCGGCGAAACUGCAUUUUCAUCAAAGCCCACAUAUUUUCAAUGGGAUUUGCAUCCGGUGACUGAGAUGGCCAGUCUUAAGUUAGAACUUCGUUUCGCGCAUUUCACUCGCUACAAUCUCGACUCCGAUAUUUUGGAUCGUUGCUUAGCAGAUGGUAACAAAGCCUUUUGAUAUAUUUUAUUCAUUUUUUCGGCAUUUAAGUAAGAACAAAGUACAGAAACCUUUGUUUAAGAAGCAACCCCCAAAUAUGGACCUUGAAGAGGUGUUUAACAGUCCGUUGAAGCAUCCUACUAGUGGAGGUUUUCUAGGCGUUUUUGAUGCUCGGAAAUGCCCAUAAGGAGGAUUCAUCAGAAAAAAUUACGUUGCUCCAAUCGCGGUCCAAGUUUGUCUUUGCCCAUUCCAAUCGUUUUGCAACGUAUUUUGCACUCAACAUUGGUUUUUCCAAAGUACUGCGAUAUUUCAGUUUAUUGGCAAGCAAGUGCCUGCGAAUCCUUCCGUAAGAUAUGUCAACAACUUUUUUCUUUCAAUUUCACAGCAACUUUACGUAAAGUUGGGUCUUUCGAGAAAAAUGAGAGAAUCUAUUUUUAGUCUUUUUUUGAGACGCUUGCACUUCAGCGAUCAGGAAAAUCAUCAAUGUUACCGACCUUUUAAUAGUUAUUUAUUAACUUGGUAACGAACUGCUUGACUUUCCCAUAUAUUUCGCAGCAGCGUUUGCGUUAAUUUGGGUCCUUUUUCAUGUAAACAUAGAAAAAUUGCCUCAAAGCGAGAGGCGUAAACAGCACUCAUUUCGAAAAAUCACUCAAUUGAAGACUGAAUUUGACAAACAACUGACUUUUUACAAAAAGCAUGAAGGACUGAGGUGCCCUUUAUGUCAUAGAAAAAGAAAAAGGACUCUGAAUUUUUUAUCUACGUGUAACAGUGGAAACGCUCUUAUGUAACAGACUGUAUGUACUUUGUAAUACAUUUUUUUCUUCUUUAUUUAAUAGUCAGUUAUGAUUAUUUUCUUGGAGGCUCAAUACUUGCUUAUGGUUUAUAACUGCAAAAUACUUACGAUUCAUGGACAAUAGACGUGUCACCGACUUGCCUGGCGACUGAAAAAACGACUUCUCAAGCUUUAUUUGAAUUUCUCUUUAAAACAAACACUUCUUUUAGUUCGAAAGACUUUAAAAAACUUUAUUUAAAAAAGUAAUAAUUAAUAGAGUUCAUUUUGUUUAAAAUAAUUUGUAACUUACUCUUGGUCUGCCGUGGCUGCUGCUCGUGAUUUCUGUUCCCUUUGUGCAAUUUACAAAUAUAAAAUGGCUUCUUAAAAUUUUCGCACAUUCCAGAACGAUGAGUGCGUUCAGAGUCAGUUAAAACGAGCAACAUUCACGGAGAUCAAGAGCAAGUUCACACGAGGUUGGGCGUUGGUAACAAGACGUUUUCACGACAUCGGUAAUAGGGGUUUACUUGUUUAAUGUAUGAUGAUGGCUAUAUGUUUUUUUUAAACAACUUGCGAUUUUGGCAAGAAAGUCCUUUUCCAAUCGUUUCCCUAGAAAAUAAUACCAACAUAACUAUUGUAAACAUCAAAUAAAUUGUGAAUGAAAUCAUAUCAAAUUUUUGCUCCUUAAAAACUUGUGAGCUAUUUUUAUUUUAGUGCCUCAUAACAAAACUAUACUA